Moneuplotes crassus is the source of this 751-nucleotide messenger RNA. The record is from the annotation of a GenBank genome assembly. NCBI's taxonomy places the organism in Eukaryota, Ciliophora, Spirotrichea, Euplotida, Euplotidae.
UGGAGUCUGCCAAACCAAUGAGUGAAGAAGCUAAACUUCUAGAGAUAGAGAAUGAAGUGGCACAUCAAAUUCAUUAUGACCUUGCUGAAGAGUUUACCAAUAAGAUAUCUUUAUCUGGAUCGUCUUUUGUUUUGAAUUGAGACGGUAAAGAUGAGGCCAUUGCGCAAUUUUUAAAACUUCCAUUACUUUCCAUGCGUGCUUGUGGUGUUGUGUUUAAUAGAGACAAACACCUAAAGAAGAAAAAGCUUUACGAGAUUUUGAAACUACUAAAGCAUACCAAAAUUAAUUUUAUCGAAAUUACAUCACAAAAUAUAUCAAGAUAUACAAUUCAGCCAUUUCUCCUUCCUCGCCACAACAUCUUCAACCGAGUCAUCCAGCAAUGUUCCCUCUCACGGCUCUAUUUCACCGAAAAAUCUUGCAUGCAAGUCUUCCAAGGCUGAAGAAAUGUCCAAUCCCUGAAAUUCAAAUAUUGCCAGUUCUGCCUCCUCACUAAAAGUUCUGAAUCCCUUCUUCCAAGUAACCUGAGAAGGUUAUAUCUUUGGUAUUGCAGGGAUAGCCAGAACGAGCGUUUUGUGUCCCUUAACAAAACUCUGCACUCCAUUUUAGGCUACAUUAAGGCUCAAAACCUGUUAUCCUCUCUAAAGCACCUGAUCUUCAUGCCUCUGGUUCCUAAACUUAGUCUUGCUAAUGUACAAGCAGGCAGAUUUGGAAAGUGGUCCAAUAGAAUAACUUUGGCUUAAUCGUAUUUCAA